Molecule: messenger RNA, 2609 nt
Organism: Austrofundulus limnaeus
Lineage: Eukaryota; Metazoa; Chordata; Actinopteri; Cyprinodontiformes; Rivulidae
Product: colony stimulating factor 2 receptor subunit beta
Exons: 11
Coding region: 272-2065 (597 amino acids)
Biological process (GO): cytokine-mediated signaling pathway; immunoglobulin mediated immune response
Cellular component (GO): external side of plasma membrane; membrane
Molecular function (GO): cytokine receptor activity; protein binding
Source: RefSeq, a predicted model, not a curated record
CUGAUCAGUCUCUUCAGAUCGAACUGAAAAGAAAGUACAAAAACAGAAGAGAGCUGUGAACACGAAGAAGGACAACAUGAUCAAACUGGCAGCUUCAAACUGAUCUGGUGCAGCUUCACAAACAAGAUGAGAAGAAGAAGGAAGCUGUAAAUGAUGCUUUAAAGGGAGUAAAAGUCACCAAACAUCCAAAACUUCAGUUUACUCUGGUUUUAAAAUCAUUCCAUCACAGAGGUUUGAAGGUUUCCCACCAACAAUCCAAAUGAUACAAUAAAUGGAGACGAAGAAGAAAACACCUUUCCUGUUAGUGCUACUUCACUUGGUUCAAAUCUGCUCAGUCAAAGGUCGAGAUUGUCCCACACAUCCAGAUCUCAAUUGCUACAAUGAUUUCAAUCAAAACAUCACGUGUGUGUGGAACAGCUCAUCUGUCCCAGAUGAUAGGAACCAUGGAUGCAGAUUACAUGCAAAAAGMACUUCUACGUAUUUUAGUUAUGAAGCUUCCUGUGACCUGAUGCCUUUUGAUUCCUCCAAACCAACCCUGAAAAUGUGCUCUCUGAUCUUCAAAAUGUCCUACACUUUUACGUCCAGCGAUAACUUAGCCAUGAACUUGAGCUGUGUCCCUGAAAAUAUUUUCUACAAGCCUGCAUGUCACAUAAAGGUGAAUCCUCCUGGAAAGCCUGAUGUCACCAAUACCACAGUGUCCUGGCUCACCCAGGUAACAAAACACGAGAGAAUUCGGAAUUAUGAAUCAGAGCUGCAGUGGAAACUUCAGGACCAACCUUGGAAUGAUGCGUCUGUUAAAAAGAAAGAGAGCUGUGAGUCGAACUGUAUAGCAGAACUGGAUCCUGACUUACUGGUGCAAGGAGAGGCGUAUGAGGCACGUGUUCGCGUGAAAGCCAAAUGUGGCAACUGUGAGGGAAUCUGGAGUGACUGGAGCCCCAUCGAGUCAUGGGUGUCACUUGUAGGAAAACCCAAACCACCAUCAGAGACGGCUGUGGACGUUCUGAACAUCUCUCUGGCAGGCUUGGCCGUGUUUGGUUUGGUGCUGAUUGUCAUUUUCAUCCGAACACACAAAACCACUUGGAUUUACAUAAUAAAGAGGAUCACAGGUCCGCCCAUUCCAAAUCCUGCAAAAUCUGCACAUAUCCAGACCUGGAUAAGCCCAAACAUCACCAGUGAGUCCUUUUACUCCUUCUUGAAACCAGUGGAGAUCGUCUCGGUAGAGGUAACCUCCACAGUGGAUGCGCUCACAUUCCAUGAGCCGGAUGUGAAAAUGAUGCCAGAAAUCUACAACUACGAGUCCUCUGGCUCCAGCUUCUCCAACCCGAGUUACUCUGAGCUUUGUUCUCCUUCUAGUGUGUCCUCACUUGCUAUAGAGCCCUGUGCUGCUGACGCCCCGUACGGGCCUGUCCGAGGCCAGGUGGAGGAACCAAACACACAGCAGAGUGAYGAUGUAGCUGCAGAGAAAGACACGGAGAUCAUGAAGCUAAUUGCUGAUGCUAGUCAGAACGGUGAGGCUGUGAAGGUGAUUUUAGAYUAUGAGAGGGUUGAGAAGCUUCAGAUGGAGCGCGUCAGGCUCCGCAGCGUGGAUUCAGGCAUGUGCAGCUUUGAAGAAGUCAGUCAGGAGAGCGUGGAGGUAGACGGACAGAGUGAGGGAACGCAGAUAAAGGCAGAGGGAAAAGACAGGGAUGGGAUGGAGGUAAAUGUUCAAAAGUUGUUUGGGAGCAAUAGAGGCAUUUUGGACAAAAACUCCAUUCAGGUCUGUUUUGACUACAAAACACUUCCAAAGCUCCAGCCUGAAAGUCCUGAGCUUCCAAGCCAGGAUUCAGGCGUUAGCAGUGCAGGCGAGGAGAAUGAGAGCCAGGAGGAAUGCAUGGAGGACAAGCAUCAAUCGACUCACUUCCUGUUUCCUCCUCCUCUUUCCUGUGACUCUUCACCACAUCCUUUGAACCUAUUUAUGCCUCCUCUUCCAAGUAAUAGCACACUUACGAAGAUGUUAAUGUUAAAUAGCGUGGGAGUGGAGCCUUGUGGUGAUGGCUACAAGUCAGUGAGACAGGAGCAGAACUGAGAACAGGCAGCAGGAAAUACAGAAGCGCUGACARCAUUCCUCACACCUUAAUGACCAAAGAUGCUUUUCUACAUAGUUCUCAAGAAUUCCUCCAAUGCUCAGUGUCCAACAACUCUUAGAGAUGGCUAUUUUACUGAAUGUGUCUUGUUACUUUUAUUAGGUAUUUUUAAAAUAUAUUUAUUCAAGUUCAUAUUUCAAAUACAAGGAGUCAAGACCAAACAUAAAACUAAAGUGUGUUUAUUCCGAAGAAUGUAGUAGAAAAUGUAUGUUUUUUUUGUUUACUCUAAAAGACUGCAAAGUUAUUUAGUAUWGCAACAAAAUGUAUCAGUCUACUUUUUCACCACUUUUUACAGCAUCUCAAAAAACUCAACUUUUAAACAGAUCUGUCUGACUCCCUUGACAAUGUCUAUUAUAUAAAUACAUAUAUUUAAUAUUGUGUUCAUUACCAAAUGUUUGCAUGCUAUUACAAAGAAUUUAAAAUAUAUAUUUCAGUACUAAAUUUAGUAGUACAUUCAUCCUUUCAACAAAUACUGUUAUCCUCUUC